Tilletiaria anomala UBC 951 is the source of this 3833-nucleotide messenger RNA. RefSeq names its product glycoside hydrolase family 31 protein. The coding region runs from base 262 to 3588 and encodes 1108 amino acids. Gene Ontology annotation, cellular component: glucosidase II complex. Gene Ontology annotation, molecular function: alpha-glucosidase activity; carbohydrate binding. The record is from RefSeq and is a predicted model, not a curated record. The transcript has 2 exons. Gene Ontology annotation, biological process: carbohydrate metabolic process; N-glycan processing. Lineage: Eukaryota; Fungi; Basidiomycota; Exobasidiomycetes; Georgefischeriales; Tilletiariaceae.
GCCGCAAAGAGAGACAGCGCUGUGAACGGGGAGUCUCUAGCCGACGCCGCCUUCCAUCAUUGGUAAAUCUGCCAUCUCUGUCGCAGGACGACGCAUGGUCGUUACCACCCUCUGGGCGCGGCGUGGUGGGUAGUUAGCACCUCCCGCUACAUACCUUGGAACGACCCAAGGCUCGACUCAAUCCGACUGGUCGGCCCGAACACUUGCUGGCUCUCCUUGGACUGGGUGUAAAUAGCUUGCUUCCUGCAGGGAAAGACAACCAUGGCCCUUUUUAGAGGCACCAGGCGCUCUCUCGCCAAGGGCAGGGCCAUAACCGGGACCACGACAUUGACGCUACUCACUGUGUUUCUCCUCACCGCUCUCGCCCUGGUCCCGACCCCAACGGCGGCAGUGCGGCACCAUGAAUUCAAGACAUGCUCCCAGUCCUCCUUCUGCCGACGACUUCGACGGCUGUCGAGCUACGUUGCCUCCUUCUCGUCCGAGAAACAGGGCAACGGCCGCGACUUCCCUUCGCCCUACUCGCUGUCGACGGCGUUGCCGCUAUUGCCAGAGCAUAUGUCGUUCAACAUGACUUCCUCCACGCUCAAAGCACGUAUAUUCAGCGCCCUGUACCCGGACGAAGCGGUGUUCGAGCUGCAGCUACGUGUGCACGCGGAUGGCACGGCGCGUGUGCGCGUGGACGACGCACCUGGCAUCGAGACGCACAACGGCUGGAAGCGGUACGACGAGGCGCCGCUCUGGACCUUUGAGAAUGCACCUGAGCCGGCCGCUUUAGGCACGGUACAGAUAUCGCAGCCUCGUCCUGGCGUCACGGCGUUGCAGUGGCACGGGAUCGCUAACGCAAGCGACAGGCAGGAGCCGCCUACGUUCAUGGCCGAGGUGCAGCACGCGCCGUUCAAAGUCACGUUCCUGCGCGACGGCGCGCCGCAGAUCGUGCUCAACGACCGCGCACUGCUGCACAUGGAGCACUUCCGCCCCAAGCCCGAUUCCCUCCCCAGCAUUCAACCACCUUCCUCGAACGAUGAUGAAAAAGGCGAGCAAGGAGAAAGCGACGGCGAGGAUGUCAAGCUCGUUAUCCAGAACAGCAAGCGCGAUGUGCUCCUUUCGCGCGGAUACGCUGCAAGUGAUGCGGAAAAGUGGAAGGGCUUCGAGGUCGAAGACGAGGGUGAAUGGGAGGAGACCUUCUCCGGUCGACUGGACACGAAGCCAAAAGGACCCGAAGCGAUCUCGCUGGACAUUUCCUUUAUUGGCUACUCCAAUGUCUACGGCAUCCCCGAGCAUGCCUCUCCUCUUGCGCUGCGCUCGACGCACGGAAAGGCCGAGGAGGAUUACAAGGACCCGUAUCGGCUGUUCAACCUGGACGUCUUCGAGUACGAGCACGACAGCCCGAUGAGCCUGUAUGGCGCGAUCCCCGUCAUGCAUGCGCAAAAGAAGGACGAGGCAGUCAGCGUCUUCUGGCUCAAUGCCGCCGAGACAUGGAUCGACAUUCAGCGUGAUGUACCCUCCGCCUUCGCGCAUGGAUCAAAAGGUGCCGGCAAGGCCGGUAGCAGCGACACGCAGACACACUGGAUGUCCGAAUCCGGCGUGCUCGACCUCCUUGUGUACCUCGAGCCUGCGCCCUCGACAAACCUGGCGCUCUUCACCGCGCACACGGGCCGCACCGCCUUACCGCAGCUCUUUGCGCUCGGCUACCACCAGUGCCGCUGGAACUACCUCUCCACCGCUGACGUCCUCCAGGUCAACGAGCGCUUCGACAAGGAGGACAUCCCGAUGGACGUCAUGUGGCUCGACAUCGAGUACAGCAAGGAUCACAUGUACGGCGUUUGGAAUCUGGCAACGUUCCCGACGCCAGAAAAGAUGCUUGAAGGGCUUGAUGCCGUCGGAAGAAAGCUCGUCAUCAUCAUCGACCCGCACUUGAAGCGCACGAGAGACUAUUUCCUCUACGCAGAAGCGCAAGACCACAGCGUCCUGGUACAAAACGGGCCCGUUGCUGCACCAGCUACGCGUGGAGGCGAGGGCGGAGGCACCGGCGAGUACGAGGGCUGGUGCUGGUCAGGCAGCGCUUCGUGGCUGGACAUGUUCCACCCGUCCAGUUGGCAGUGGUACAAGGAUGUGUAUAAGCUGCCAGCCGGCGGUGCAGGCGGCAUCCAAGCCAAUGCGCGCAACCUGCACAUUUGGAACGACAUGAACGAGCCGAGCGUGUUCAAUGGCCCGGAGAUCACGUGCCCCAAGGAUGUCGUGCACUACGGCGGCUGGGAGAAUCGCGAUUUGCACAACAUCAACGGCGUGCUCUUCCACAACAACACUGCGCAGGCAUUGGUCGAGCGCGAGCUUGCUACUGGCGGCGAACGGCGGCGUCCAUUUGUGCUUUCGCGCAGCUUCUGGGCUGGCAGUCAGCGCUUCGGCGCCGUGUGGACCGGCGACAACCUGGGCGACUGGGAGCACCUUGCCAUCAGUGUGCCGAUGAUGUUGUCCGUCAGCCUCGGCGGCAUGUCCUUCGUCGGGUCCGACGUGGGCGGGUUCUUUGGCAACCCUUCGCCCGAGAUGCUCGUGCGCUGGUACCAGUCGGGUAUCUUCAUGCCCUUCUUCCGCGCACAUGCACACAUCGACACGAAGCGCCGAGAACCGUACUUGCUCGACGAGCCGCUGCGCUCGCACGUACGAGAUCUCAUCAAGCUGCGCUACAAGCAUCUCCCGGUGUGGUACACGGCGUUCAAGGAGAGCGCCGCGAGCGGCCUGCCGGUCAUUCGCCCACAGUACCUCGUCUUCCCUGGCGACACGAAAGGCUUCGACGUGGACGACCAGUACUACAUUGGUGACAGCGGCCUGCUCGUCAAGCCGCCCGUCGAGGAGAAGCAGGAGAACGUGCAGAUCUACAUUGCAGAUGACCAGCCGUACUACCACUACUUCUCGCACGGCGUCUACUACCCUGGCGCCGGCGGCAAGUACAUCACCGUCCCAGCGCCGCUGGACGGCACCGCCCCGCUCCUGCACCAAGGAGGCUCCAUCUUGCCGAUUCGCGAGCGCGAGCGGCGAUCUGCAGAGCUGGGCUCGAAAGACCCCAUCACGCUCAUCGUCGCGCUCGGCAAGCCGGCGAGCAGCGCACAAGGUAAGGCCCAGAGCCAGAACGAGCGUGCUACCGGCGUAUUGUACCUUGAUGACGGCCAGACGUAUGAACACGAGCGCGGGUCGUUCAUCUGGCGCCGCUUCAGUUGGCGCACCGACGCGGCUCAGGGGACGCACGUGCUCGCUGCGACGGACGAAUCUGUGCGGCGUGGGGCGUCGUCGGCGCCGCACGCGGCAAACGCGUUUGCGCAGGCGAUCAAAGACGUGCGCGUGGAGCGCAUCGUCGUGCUCGGCCUCGAGAAGGAGCCGCGGUCGAUCCGGCUCGUGCGAGGCGGCGGCAGCAACGGCGACGGCGACGCUGCACAGAGGUCGAUUCAGUGGAAGUGGUCGCGGGGCGCGACAGCAAGUAGCGGUAAGAAGCUCUCGUCGCUGCUGGGCGACAGCGAAAGCAAGGCGAGCGAGCUGGUCAUUAAAGAUCCCGGGGCACUCAUCACGGAGGACUUUGUCAUCGAGCUUCAAUGAGCGUGGGUGCGUGGUCACAGACGAAGCAUCUGUAGAUGUUAAUAUGGUCGCGCACAGAGUGUCUCGCGCUCUUCGCGAACGAAAGAAGCCAAAAGUGAAACUCCAUAAACCUUCAAAAGCAUCGGAUCGCAUGCAUCCAUUUUUUUCUCGUAGUAUUUUUUCGCUUACACGCGCAAGAACGAAAACGGAAGCAGGCGACCAUGCCGCUCAGGUUCGCUUCUUCUUGCCGGACGUUUUUGCCUUGU